AUGGGAGAUGAAAGCCCACGUAUCUGUCCUGGGAACAACAAAAUGCGCCAAGGCAUCUUUAGUCUCCAGAUGGAAAUAGCGCAAUUGGUGCACCAAAGCCCGAAAGCAACUACCACUCCCUUGGGGGGAGAUUUUGAUCGUCAAUCCAUUUAA
Plasmopara halstedii is the source of this 153-nucleotide messenger RNA. RefSeq lists its product as uncharacterized. Lineage: Eukaryota; Oomycota; Peronosporomycetes; Peronosporales; Peronosporaceae. The transcript is spliced from 2 exons. The record is from RefSeq and is a predicted model, not a curated record. The coding region runs from base 1 to 153 and encodes 50 amino acids.